Physella acuta is the source of this 1588-nucleotide messenger RNA. RefSeq lists its product as uncharacterized. Lineage: Eukaryota; Metazoa; Mollusca; Gastropoda; Physidae. The record is from RefSeq and is a predicted model, not a curated record.
UGGACACGUGUAUUCUGAUAUGAUGUUCCUGUGGUGGACACAACUGUGGCUUGUCGUAGUUUUAGUGCAUGGAGUUGUGGCCAAGUUCGGAUUCGUAAAAGAUCAGUCGAUGGAUGAAGUUUUUCCUGGCCCAGUAUACCGACAAGACCCAUCUUUACCUGAAGGACAUAUGCGUCCUCUGGGAUGGCAGAGAAGACCAGAUGGUCCGAUAACAGAACAGCUAGAGGUUCCUGCAGCUAAGGAGUUUUACGAACAAUAUGUAAGAGCAAACUCGCCUGUCGUGUUUCGAAACGCGGUCAGUGAUGCACCCGUGUUUACCACAUGGCAAGAGGACAAAUAUUUAAUAGAAAAAUACGGUAAUCUGGAUGUUGAAGUUCGCCAUAGAUCUGUGAGAAAAAGAGACAGAAUUGAAACAACCGAGGAAAUAAUAAAAUUUAAGAAGUUCCUAUACGACUACAUGUAUGAUGACUGUUACCUUGCAACUGCUAUACCAACACCAAUGAUGCAAGAACUUCCGUUUCCAAAAUGUGUGAGAUGUGGUACCAUUGGAAAAAGUUUAAUAUCAGCACAUCUUUGGAUGUCUAGUGGCGGAACAUCCAGCCUUAUACAUAGUCACGAUAAUCAUUUGCUGUAUUGUGUUUUGUUUGGUCGUCGAGAUUUUAUUCUCAUUGAUAGGAGCCAUAAGAAAUAUGUGGAUUUUGUUGAAGACUAUCCAGGGUCGCUGAGUGGUCAUUCAAAUAUCAACACUUAUAGGCUGAAUAUGUAUGCCUUUAAAAAUAUAGGGCGUGUGCCUUGGAUUUGGUCAACGCUAUAUCCUGGUGAUUGUAUUUUUGUGCCUGCAGGUUAUAUUCAUCACGUACGCUCACUGGGAAGAAGUCUAUCACUCACUAUUGAGUUUGCUACAAUGGUUGACUUUGAUGACACCGGAUGUACACUAAUUGAAGAAGACUUUGCCCCGCUAUCCGAUGCAUCGUUCCUGCUAACUUUCAACAAAGGGAUUCUGAGAUUGAGUAAAACUCCUGUGUCGGCUGAAGAUGUGAGGCAUCUCCUCGUGUUGUUGAUGGGAAAAGAAGGCAUCUUGACUAUCAACAAAUUUGAGAAGUUCUACAAUAGAGUAAUAGCCCAUGGUAAUCAAGAUUCACAAGCUCAACGACUGUUUUAUAAUUUAAUUUCGGAAGAAGAAGAAUCUCAAGUGACCAUCAUGGAUUUAAUGAAUAUUCCAAUAGAAAAUCUUCAAGAAAUUGCAGAUAUUAUAAGCAGUGCUUAUGGAGAUCUAGUACCAGAGGAGGAAGGACACAACCGGUUUAACUUACAUGAAGAAUUUUGAACUGUUGUGCCUAAAAAGAAAAUUGUACUUGAAUGUUUUAUUACGACGCACUAUACCUAGAAUAGACAAUUAUUAUGUACUAGUAUACUAUCAUAGCAUUAUAGGAGAUGUAAAAUUAAAAAAAAAAUUACAAUUAAAAAUUUAGUCGAAGCAGGAAGUAGAUCAAGAAGUAUAAUCUAUAGACAGGUUUCAUGAGGAAGGGAGCGGUGAGUGUACAAGUCAUAUAUAUAUAUAUAUAUAUAUAUAUAUAUAUAUAUAUAU